Messenger RNA from Tachysurus vachellii, 1536 nucleotides. RefSeq lists its product as uncharacterized. The transcript has 6 exons. NCBI's taxonomy places the organism in Eukaryota, Metazoa, Chordata, Actinopteri, Siluriformes, Bagridae. Bases 43 to 855 code for a protein of 270 amino acids. The record is from RefSeq and is a predicted model, not a curated record.
CUUUUGUUUCUCAUUACUUAAAAGAUCUACCAGAGCUACCAGAUGGAGAAAGAGCGAGGUGACGGUCCUGUGGACAAAAUGAGAUUCCGGGUACUCUUUGGGAUCCUGUGGUUAUUCACAGGAGGUUCCUCAGGUUUUCUGCAUCAGGAUCCUGUUGUCUGUAAAUUUACGCAUUCUGUACCUACUGAGUGUUAUGCAGCUCAGGGACAACGACUGCACCUGCAAAUGGUUGAAGAGGACAGGUUUUCCCUCAUACUGAGUAACAAUCCAUCUACCAAUCAUUUUAUUUUAAAAUAUACAAAAACCCAACUUAACCAACCCAAACCAGACUCCUCAAGAUGGCAGUUUGUUAGAGAUAAUAAAACUAUGAUACUAAACUGUACAGAGAGAAGUGACUCUGGGAAAUACACUUUAGUCGUCAAUGAUGAAGACUGGAAUAUUAAAACAUUUUAUAAUCUCCAGCUGAAGAUUGAAGCUGAGGUGUCCUCAGUUAAAGUGUCAUAUAGCUGCUUGUCCCCUGGGAUCCGGAAAGUGUCCUGUUCUGCUGAUGGAGACAACCUGCACUUUAGCUGGACUUCAGAUUUAAAGCUGUUCACUCGACUAGAGGAUGGAAACAGCAGUUUGCUCCUGGAACAAAACCAUGGAAACGUCACCUGUCAUGUAGAAAAUCAUGUCAGCAGUGUGCAACGUUCCACUGAACUCCAUCCAUGUCUCGAGACCAGUUUCACCCAGUAUAAUAUUGAUUUCAUGGUGUUUGUGACUGUGUGGCUCUUUGAAAUAAUCAUUCUACUGUCACUGUUUUACAUCUAUGCCAGAAUCUACAGGAGAAGAUUUGAUCAUAAGGAAACACUGUAAACCUGGAUUAGGAACAGAAAAAACAGUUUACGGUUACUGCCAUCAAUACAACACGAUACAAUACAAUACAACAGCCUCAGAAUUGCCUAUAAUAAUCUAUAUAAAUAUGAGAACAAAAUCCUGCAAGUCAAAAACAGGCAUUAACUAAACUAUAAGACAUGAUGAGAUAUUCACAUUGAGCAUUAUUUUAAAAAGUAGACAUGUUGUAAAUGUGUUAAAUAAUAAUAAUUAAAAAAAAAAUGGACAUUUUAGACACAGUCAUAUCAUGAGGUUUCAUCACCUGUUCCUAAUGUUGUCAUUAUCUUCAUUGUAUUUAAGUGAGCCGCGUUGAUGAAUGCAGCGCGGAAUCAUUAGUUGCGUUAUACCCGGUGUCAUGUCUAGUCUCUGUUAAGUGUCGUCAUCUGUUUUAUUUCAGUUCUCGUCAUGUUUUUGUACCUGUCUUCAUGAGUUAUUAAACCCCCUUUCAUUUGAAGCUAUCCUGCCUACGGGUCUGUCUCCUUCCAGCCACCGGCUGUGACAGUGCCAAGGUCUAGAAACAAACACACUCAAUGAGCAGGAUGGUCCUCCAUGUUGUGUUUCAGUGACUGAGUCAUGUCUUGAAGAAUUUGUGUUUUGUUUAUUUCGUAUCAUUUCCAAGUUACGUUGUGUUCUUAAACAUUUUUCAAUAAUGUUAAUAAAAAC